AUUAGGAAUUGUCGACGCAAAAACUGUGCAUGUCUCGAGCUGUGGUGGACAACAAUAAAGUUACAUUUCUUUCGAUGUUCCAGUUUAGCUGAAAAUGAAUACAUCAGAACAAGCAUCGUUAUUGCUGAAAAGACAGCUAUUGGAUUUAAAUAAACAACCUGUGGGUGGAUUUUCUGCUGGACUUGUAGAUGAUGAUGAUCUUUUCAAAUGGGAGGUGGUGGUCAUAGGACCUCCUGAUACAUUCUAUGAGGGUGGAUACUUCAGAGCAAAUUUAAAUUUUCCCAAGGAUUACCCGCAGAAGCCACCUAAAAUGAAAUUUAUCUCAGAGAUUUGGCAUCCGAAUAUUGGCAAGGAUGGUGAUGUAUGUAUCUCAAUACUCCACGAUCCCGGUGAAGACAAGUGGGGUUACGAGAGGCCUUCAGAACGCUGGUUACCAAUCCACACAGUCGAGACCAUACUCAUCAGUGUAAUUUCAAUGUUAGCAGACCCCAACGAUGAAUCACCCGCAAAUGUAGAUGCUGCUAAAGACUGGAGGUCAGACUACCAUGGGGCCUUCAAGGCGAAUGUGAAACGGUGUGUGAGAAAAAGUCAGGAUUUGAUGUAAAGCUUCGAAAAUCUUUAUAUAUUUCUUUUCUCUAACCUGAAGGUUAUGUUACUUCAGUGCAUACCACAGAAAGAGAAACAUUGACAAAAUAACCUAGAUCCAAAUUUUAGGUUUGGAAAGGACAAAUAGGGAUAUGUUUUGGACUGAUAUGCUGCUACUGGAAGAGAUGUUUUAUGAAGUAGGGAUUGGCAAGAGGAUCCCUGCAUUGGUGCACCAAAGUGUGUCUAGAUACCUGGCCUUAUCAACUUGAUCAUCACGGAAGGAUACAGAUGACAUACUUGUGCACAAUAGCCAGUCUUCUAGUAUGUAUAGAUC
Molecule: messenger RNA, 919 nt
Organism: Lytechinus variegatus (green sea urchin)
Lineage: Eukaryota; Metazoa; Echinodermata; Echinoidea; Temnopleuroida; Toxopneustidae
Product: probable ubiquitin-conjugating enzyme E2 7
Exons: 6
Coding region: 95-604 (169 amino acids)
Biological process (GO): proteasome-mediated ubiquitin-dependent protein catabolic process; protein polyubiquitination
Molecular function (GO): ubiquitin conjugating enzyme activity
Source: RefSeq, a predicted model, not a curated record